This is a messenger RNA of Closterium sp. Naga37s-1, 1833 nucleotides long. NCBI's taxonomy places the organism in Eukaryota, Viridiplantae, Streptophyta, Zygnematophyceae, Desmidiales, Closteriaceae. The record is from the annotation of a GenBank genome assembly.
AUGGUAGGCGCCGUAGGUGACACGGGGGUGGUGGACACCCUGGAAGCACAGCUAGAGGAUGCGAGGAGACGCCAUGAGGCUCAGGAGUACGGAGCAAUCCCAUGGGCGGUCGUCGAGGCUGGACUCCACACCCUGUGGGCGACGGAGCACCCUUCUCGGUCUGCCUCUCCUCGACCGGUGAACACCGAGGGCGGCGUCGACGUGGGCGUCAACGCCGGUGGUGGCCAAGUCGGCAGCAGUGCGGGAGGCACGUCGAGGCAUCGAGGAAUGAUUCACGCCGAUGAAGUUGGCGGCGUUCAGGCGCGAGGGAUGCAGUCAUCGGCGGCUGCAGCCACCUCGCAGGGCGACGUCGGUGGACGUCGGAGCGGAAUGACGUCGAUGUCGGCGACUCAUGUGACUGCGGGUGGGAUAGCACCCAGCUACGGCUACUUCAAGUUCACGCCGGACAGGAUCUCGGUCACCCCCCUACUCGUUGGUCGACCGGACAUCCUCACCUGGAAGGAAGCCAUCGAGCCCCAGCUGGAGAUGGCCGAGCUGAUUGGCUUCGCCAGGGGCACUGUGGCGACGCCGGAGGAGCACUACCCCGACCUGCGUGCGGAAUUUUGCGCCGUGCAGUUGCUGACCUUCACGGCCAUCUCACGGUGCUGCUCGCCGGGCGUGCAGAUCGCCUUGAAGUCGUGCAGGGAGUACCUCGAUGCCGGCCACCGGGCGUGGCACUUCAUCGAGUCGACGUACCAGGAAGCUGAGCGGUCCUCGGAGCUCCUGCCGCAGGUGAACUACGUCGCCCCGGCGAAGCAAGGUGGUCGACCGGGGCAGCGCGGGCAGUCUGGCGGCAGUGGUAGCAGUGGCUGGAAGCCGAUCAAGGACGCCGACAAGAAAAAGUCGGCCAAGGAUAGCGGUCGUGGAGGAGGAAUUCGACGUCAGGAAUGCUGGCUGUGCGGCAACCCCAACCACCUCUCCUUCGAGUGCCCCGACCGCAGUGACUCUGACGACGACGAUGCCAAGAGAGGCCGCGGGAGGUCUGUCAGCCGUCGCCCACAUCGAGGCAGAAAGCAGCCGCGCAAGGAGAAGCAGUCGACCAAGUCGUCGACCUCGGCGAAGGACGCCGACUCCCCUGCUGGCGGCAAAGGGCGAGACGACAAGGAGGCGUCGUGCUCGCUGGUCGGCGUCGUGGAGCCGACCGUCUUGUUGGCUCCGGAGGCUGGCGAGGACUUCCAGGCGAUGGCGGCGGCCGUGCAGGCGAACCCAGCGGUAGUCCUACUCGACAGCGGCUGCUCGCAUCACCUGAUGGGGACGAAGGAGGUCUUCGUCGACCUACAGCCGAGCGGUGACGUCAAGCACGUGCGCGGCUUCAAUGGGGCGCUGCAGGACGUCCAUGGCCGCGGCACUGUCGCUCUGCAAGGGGAGGCCGGAAGGCAGGUGCUCAUCCUUGACGUGCUCUACGUCCCGGGCGUGCAAGCGAACCUGCUUUCGGCCGGCCAGCUGAAGGAGAACGGUGUGAAGCUGCAGGAGGACGGCGACGGUAUGUUGCUCGUCUCGGCGGCGGGAGACGUCCUUGGUCGGGCGUCCUACACCGGGCGAGUCCUCUGCACCGACCUACGUCCCUGCUCGGCGAAGUCGACAACGCCCACGACGGAGGUCGUGGCCCUACGAGCGAUCGUCUCAACGACGAAGUCGACGCCGGACAGGCUACAUGCGAGGCUUGCACACGUCGGCAUGGACACCAUCCGGAGCUCGGCAAAGCACGAGGUCACCACUGGGUUGGACCUCAAGUCGGCGUCCGGCGCCGACUCGCCGUGUGUCUCGAUGGCAGCCUGUACUUCUUGCUGCUGA